CCUCCUCCCCGCCACCUGGAGCCCGACGUGGCGUCUCAUUGUCAUCCCGUCCCCUUUGUGCUGUGGCGCAGGACGCGUGUCGGUGCGCACCGGACCAAACAUGGACCGCCGCGGAGCGCGUCCGGCUCCGCGCCGAUGAGGUGGACCGAAGCCCUCCAGCUCCAGGUCUCCGCCGCGGGGCUUUACGCGCGGCACGCAGCGCGGACAGAGCACGGGGACGUAUAGCGGACAGGACCAGGGGGAUGUAGCUCUUUGGGAGGACAAGGAAAGGAAAGGAAGACGAGAAGGAACCUUCAGAUGUCCUCACGGGUCUUCAGCAUCGUGGACCAGAGAUGAAGGUCCAGGUCCACGUGGACCGUCAGAACCAUGAGAACCAACAGAACCAUCAGAACCAUCAGAACCAUCAGGACCGUCAGAACCAUCAGAAACAUCAGAACCAUCAGAACCAUCAGAACCAUGAGAACCAUCAGAACCAGUGGGUCCACUAGAGACCCCGUUGGAGGGACUCUAACGGACGGCUGGAGCUCAUGAAUGGAACGAGGAGCGGCAGCCGAGCGAGUGAUGAGGAGGAGGGCCGAUGGACGCCGCCCAUCCCUCGCUCCGGAGGUGUGGAGUGACAGACGACGGAGGGGUUGACGCGGCGGGAGAGGAAGCGAGCGAGAGGGUCGCCGCCGCCGGUGAUGGGAGACGGAGGGCAGGAGCAUCGAUCAGGGAGGAGAAGAAAUCAACCUGAUCCUCAAGUCCGACCUCAAAGAACAAGACCGUUGCAUCACUUCGGACCUGCUGGACCCAGCAGAAGGUUCUACAGCUGAUAGACGCUCGUCUGCAGGACGACCGCUGAAGACCCGGAGCGGUAGCCAUGGAUACGAGGACCCCGACGUCCAUCUGCACUCUAGAAACUCUCAAACUCUCCUUGACGUGACUGACCCCCACAAAGCAACGCGGGACCUUUGGAGACCACCUUGAGAACUCUUUGAGACCACCUUGAGAAUUCCUCGCCGAUGAUUUAUGGGCAAGAAAUGGGAGAUUCAAAGCUUCGGGAACCAUUUGUUUCUGCUUGCAGCUAGCGAGACUUCAUUGGAAUACAAGAUAAACAAAGAUAUUCCGAUCCCCCGAUCCCCCUUUUCCUCGCCACUCCCCAUCUUCCUCCCCCGAUCUUUCCCCGUUUUGGAAGACCCUCUUCAAAACUCUUCCAUUAAUGCCGACCGCAUUUCUCUCUCCACCGUCCUCCUCCCUCUGCCGGUGAGGCCUCCCCCCCCGUUUAGACUCCUCGUAGGGUACGGGUCUGUCUUUGGGGGAUGGGCGGCCCGGAGAGGGCCCUCCUGGGGGGCUUCAGCACCACCACCUCUUCCCUGGAGGCCAGCGGUCGGAUUGCGUGGCCCAGCAUAAACCCCCUGGACCUCAACCAGACCCUGCCGUGGGGGGUGGGCGGCGGCGGCGGCCUGGACAAUUCCACCUGGGAGUCGGUCACCAGGGCGGCGAUGAAGGAGAAGAACUGGCCGGCGCUGCUCAUCCUCGUCAUCAUCGCGCUGACGAUCGGCGGCAACAUCCUGGUGAUCCUGGCGGUGUCGCUGGAGAAGAAGCUCCAGAACGCCACCAACUUCUUCCUGAGGUCGCUGGCCGUGGCCGACAUGCUGGUGGGCAUCCUGGUGAUGCCGGUGUCCCUCAUAAACAUCCUCUACGACUACGCCUGGCCCCUCCCCAGCGCUCUGUGUCCCAUCUGGAUCUACCUGGACGUGCUGUUCUCCACCUCCUCCAUCAUGCACCUUUGCGCCAUCUCUCUGGACCGCUUCGUGGCGAUCCGGAACCCCAUCGAGCACAGCCGCUUCAACUCCCGCACCAAGGCCAUGAUGAAGAUCGCCGCUGUGUGGACCAUCUCCAUAGGCGUGUCGAUGCCCAUCCCGGUGAUCGGCCUCCACAACGAGGACAAGGUCUUCGUGAACGGCAGCUGCGUCCUCAACGAGGAGCGCUUCAUGCUGAUUGGCUCGUUCGUGGCCUUCUUCAUCCCACUGGUCAUCAUGGUGGUGUCGUACUGCCUCACCAUACAGGUGCUCCAGCGGCAGGCCACCGUCUUCCUGUGCGAGGCCAAGUCGUCGUCCCAGCAGCCUUUGCACACGCCGCCGGUGAUGAAGAACACGCUGCAGCCUCCGCGCAGCAGCACCUUCCUCAUCCCUCAGAUCACCAGGCUCGCCCCUCAAGACGCAGACGAGUUAAAGGCCCCGCCUCCCAGCAGCAGACGAAACACCCUGAGCUGUCUGAAGUGGGAGGAGUCCGGCAUCCGGCUCAGCAUCUCCAUGCCGGACGGCAUCGGCGUCGUCCCCAUCUCGGAGGCGUCGUCUCAGCUCAGCUCGCCGGCCGCCGGGCCGGGGCGGAGCGACGCGUCGGGUUGCCACGGGCGACGGGGCAUGAUGCAGGCCAUAAAGAACGAGCGGCGGGCGUCCAAGGUCCUGGGCAUCGUCUUCUUCCUCUUCCUCGUCAUGUGGUGCCCGUUCUUCGUCACCAACGUGACCUUCGUGCUGUGCCGCGGCUCGUGUGACGAGUCGGUUCUGAACGACCUCCUGAACGUGUUUGUGUGGGUGGGCUACAUCUCGUCGGGGGUCAACCCGCUGGUCUACACGCUGUUCAACAAGACGUACCGCCGCGCCUUCUCCAGCUACAUCCGCUGCCGCUACGCCGCGGACGCCAACGCCGCCGGAGGCAAGACCCUCCUGGUGCCGCCGCCGUCGUGCUCGUCGCACGCCGUGACGCCGCUGCUGGCGGGCGGCCAUGGGAAGGCGGGCGGCGUGGACCGCAACAGCAACUUUCGCAACGGCGGCAGGGGCGUCAACGGGAGGCCGGCGGCGGACCCAGUGGACGCCACGGACGACGAGGCGCACGCGGCGGCGGGGACGGAGGCGCUCGGCGUCUCCGACCGCCGGCUCUCGGAGGCGGAGACGGAGGCGGAGCUCGAGCUGUCGCUCAUCAGCUACGGCCCCGCCUCCAGAGAACACACCAGCAGCGUGUGACCGCUUUAGUUGUUGUUGUUGUCGUUGUUGUUGUUAGACGCCCUGCAGACUAGCUCCGGUUGAGACACCUUAUCCCCGACAGGAAAUGAACGUUCUGGGGCGAAAGCGUUCGGUAGAACAUGGCGAGCCGAGGUCACGGAGUCGAGCGGCGACCACGCCGAAGGUCAACGGGGUCACGCCUUCGCUAAGAGUCCAGAUCCAGUCCCAAAGAUCCGGCUCCACGGGGACUCUCCAAAAACUGAACCAAAUAUAUUUUU
Molecule: messenger RNA, 3262 nt
Organism: Pseudoliparis swirei
Lineage: Eukaryota; Metazoa; Chordata; Actinopteri; Perciformes; Liparidae
Gene: htr2cl1
Product: 5-hydroxytryptamine (serotonin) receptor 2C, G protein-coupled-like 1
Exons: 9
Coding region: 1299-3005 (568 amino acids)
Biological process (GO): G protein-coupled receptor signaling pathway, coupled to cyclic nucleotide second messenger; chemical synaptic transmission
Cellular component (GO): plasma membrane; dendrite
Molecular function (GO): neurotransmitter receptor activity; G protein-coupled serotonin receptor activity
Source: RefSeq, a predicted model, not a curated record